AUGGCUGAGAAGACACUUCGUGAGUUCGCUGCUCCGUCCGCUGACAAUGUGCCCGUCGGGCCACAGGUUAACCUCGGAGACACUGACUUCGAUCUCAAGAGCAGCCUGAUUACUAUGGCGCAUGCAAGCCUAUUUUGUGGCAGGCCAAAUGAGGACGCAAGUGCUCACUUGCAGCAGUUCCUAGAGAUCUGCAGCACCUACACCAUGAAGGGUGUCAGCCCGGACACCAUUAGGCUGCGUCUGUUCACUUUCUCACUCCUGGGAAAAGUGAAGCAGUGGUUUUACACGAAUCGGGUUGCAGUUAACACAUGGGACAAGUGCUCCACUGCGUUCCUCUCAAAAUUCUUCCUGAUGGGCAAGACAAAUGCCCUCCGCAGGAGAAUAUCAAGCUUCCAGGAGUUUUACAACACGGUCAAAGGGGCCGUUGAUCUCAUCGAGAAGAUAGUGUCGAACAUGAGCUGCAGUGAAGAACAUCUCCAGACCCAUCAGCAUGGCAUGCAUACUGUCAAGGAGACAAAAAUGCUGGCCGCAAAGCUGGACCUCCUGAUGAAGAAGCUAGAUGAUCAGGAGAAGAACAACCCGUAG
This is a messenger RNA of Oryza sativa Japonica Group (Japanese rice), 585 nucleotides long. RefSeq lists its product as uncharacterized. NCBI's taxonomy places the organism in Eukaryota, Viridiplantae, Streptophyta, Magnoliopsida, Poales, Poaceae. The record is from RefSeq and is a predicted model, not a curated record.